AUUUGUAAUACAAUAAUUUUUAACAAUACACUGAACUGUAAUAUACUGAGGUGUGAUGAUACAAUAAGCUGUAAUAAUACACUAAGUUGUAAGGAUACAACAAGCUGAAAUGCUUAUAGUUUGUAGAAUGUCCCUUUAGUAAUAUAAUAAGUUGUAAGGAUACAAUAAGCUGUAAUAAUACAAUGAGCCAUACGGCCUAUAGCGUGUAGAAUGUCCCUUCAGUAAUAUAAUAAGUUGUAAUAAUACAAUGAGCUGUAAUGCCUAUAGUGUGUAGAAUGUCCCUUCAGUAAUAUAAUAAGUUGUAAUAAUACAAUGAGCUGUAAUGCCUAUAGUGUGUAGAAUGUCCCUUUAGUAAUAUAAUAAGUUGUAAGGAUACAAUAAGCUGUAAUAAUACAAUGAGCCGUACGGCCUAUAGUGUGUAGAAUGUCCCUUCAGUAAUAUAAUAAGUUGUAAUAAUACAAUGAGCUGUAAUGCCUAUAGUGUGUAGAAUGUCCCUUUAGUAAUAUAAUAAGUUGUAAGGAUACAAUAAGCUGUAAUAAUACAAUGAGCCGUACGGCCUAUAGCGUGUAGAAUGUCCCUUCAGUAAUAUAAUAAGUUGUAAUAAUACAAUGAGCUGUAAUGCCUAUAGUGUGUAGAAUGUCCCUUUAGUAAUAUAAUAAGUUGUAAGGAUACAAUAAGCUGUAAUAAUACAAUGAGCCGUACGGCCUAUAGCGUGUAGAAUGUCCCUUCAGUAAUACAAUAAGCUGUAAUAAUACAAUGAGCCGUAAUGUCUAUAGUGUGUAGAAUGUCCCUUCAGUAAUACAAUAAGUUGUAAUAAUACAAUGAGCUGUAAUGCCUAUAGUGUGUAGAAUGUCCCUUUAGUAAUAUAAUAAGUUGUAAGGAUACAAUAAGCUGUAAUAAUACAAUGAGCCGUAAUGUCUAUAGUGUGUAGAAUGUCCCUUCAGUAAUAUAAUAAGUUGUAAUAAUACAAUGAGCUGUAAUGUCUAUAGUGUGUAGAAUGUCCCUUCAGUAAUAUAAUAAGUUGUAAUAAUACAAUGAGCUGUAAUGCCUAUAGUGUGUAGAAUGUCCCUUCAGUAAUAUAAUAAGUUGUAAUAAUACAAUGAGCUGUAAUGCCUAUAGUGUGUAGAAUGUCCCUUCAGUAAUAUAAUAAGUUGUAAUAAUACAAUGAGCUGUAAUGCCUAUAGUGUGUAGAAUGUCCCUUCAGUAAUAUAAUAAGUUGUAAUAAUACAAUGAGCUGUAAUGUCUAUAGUGUGUAGAAUGUCCCUUCAGUAAUAUAAUAAGUUGUAAUAAUACAAUGAGCUGUAAUGUCUAUAGUGUGUAGAAUGUCCCUUCAGUAAUAUAAUAAGUUGUAAUAAUACAAUGAGCUGUAAUGCCUAUAGUGUGUAGAAUGUCCCUUUAGUAAUAUAAUAAGUUGUAAGGAUACAAUAAGUUGUAAUAAUACAAUGAGCCGUAAUGUCUAUAGUGUGUAGAAUGUCCCUUCAGUAAUAUAAUAAGCUGUAAUAAUACAAUGAGCCGUAAUGUCUAUAGUGUGUAGAAUGUCCCUUCAGUAAUAUAAGUUGUAAUAAUACAAUGAGCUGUAAUGCCUAUAGUGUGUAGAAUGUCCCUUCAGUAAUAUAAUAAGUUGUAAUAAUACAAUGAGCUGUAAUGUCUAUAGUGUGUAGAAUGUCCCUUCAGUAAUAUAAUAAGUUGUAAUAAUACAAUGAGCUGUAAUGCCUAUAGUGUGUAGAAUGUCCCUUUAGUAAUAUAAUAAGUUGUAAUAAUACAAUGAGCUGUAAUAAUACAAUGAGACGUAAUGUCUAUAGUGUGUAGAAUGUCCCUUCAGUAAUAUAAUAAGUUGUAAUAAUACAAUGAGCUGUAAUGCCUAUAGUGUGUAGAAUGUCCUUUUUAGUAAAAGGAAAAUAUAAACUCUGUUUUAACAAACUGUAUAUUAGUGCUGCAAUUCCUCUGUAAUAUUCUGUUACUAUAUAGCGCUCUCUAGUGGUGAGAAACGCAAACACAUUUCAGUUUUAUUUAGCAGUUCUUGUGACGCUCCCUUAUCCAGAGUGCUUUACAAUGUGUGGUAAUUGUACAAACAGAGACAUAUUCAGACACACUGGAACACAUUGUCUGAUCUGGUUACAAUGUGAUCAUCUUUCUGUGUUCCAGCCUCGUGGCCGGUUUACGUCCAGCUAACCAAUGGAAAUACUUAUGGCUGCGACUUUCUAGUCAGUGCCACAGGAGUGGUUCCUAAUAUCGAGCCCUUCAUCUGCGGUAACAAUGUGAGCCUUUCUGCAUUUACGGUUUUUAUUUCAUACUUUUCUAUGAGCGGCAUUGACAGUGUGUCAUUAUGGAGGAGAGGUGCCUACAAUAAGUCUGUACUCCUGUGUAAUGUCAUCUCACUGACCUUGUGUCCAAUUCAUCUGCUUUACCUUAUAUGUUUUGGAUUUAUCCAUCUUUCCAUGAGCUCAUUCACAGGGGACAAUCCACACUCUGCUCAAAUCUUUCCAGUUUGAUUUAGGGGAAGACGGAGGUUUGAGGGUUAACGAGCACAUGCGUACAUCACUGCCAGACAUAUACGCGGCUGGCGACAUCUGCACGGCGUCCUGGAAGCGAAGCGCCUUGUGGCAGCAGGUAAUGCAGGAGGCGCUGUGACCGCAUGGUGUUAUUGGUGACAUAGUGAGAGUCUCCUGGAGGAACAUACAGUGCUAUGAGAGCAGCUUAGCGACACAUUCUAUCAUUCAUAAAUUAAUAUAAAAUAUAAAUUCAAACACUUCAGUUUGUUUAUUCCCAAUAUUAAAGAUAUCUCCUUUCUUCUAGGAAGCAAUGAUGCUAUAGUGACAGGUUUGCAGUAUGAUGAGUGUAGUUUAUGUUGCAACCAUUGGGGACCCAGUAAAAAAGAUGGGAGUCCCUCUGGCGUAGACUAAAUAAUAUACAGGGAGCGUCUGAAAGUCUAAAGGAGAAUUGUAAACAAUAAAUGGAGGAGAGUAUGUGAUGGUUAUAGAGUCGGUGUGUGAAUGGAGUGCUAGGACUGAUAAUGUAGGCUACAUUAAUAUUACUCUAUCAGAGAGUAUGUGAUAGUUAGAGAGUCGCUGUGUGAAUGGAGUGCUAGGACUGAUAAUAUAGGCUACAUUAAUAUUACUCAGAGAGUAUGUGAUAGUUAGAGAGUCGGUGUGUGAAUGGAGUGCUAGGACUGAUAAUAUAGGCUACAUUAAUAUUACUCUAUCAGAGAGUAUGUGAUAGUUAGAGAGUCGGUGUGUGAAUGGAGUGCUAGGACUGAUAAUGUAGGCUACAUUAAUAUUACUCUAUCAGAGUAUGUGAACGUUAAAGAGUCGGUGUGUGAAUGGAGUGCUAGGACUGAUAAUGUAGGCUACAUUAAUAUUACUCUAUCAGAGAGUAUGUGAUAGUUAUAGAGUCGGUGUGUGAAUGGAGUGCUAGAACUGAUGAUGUAGGCUACAUUAAUAUUACUCUUUCAGAUGAGAUUGUGGACUCAAGCCCGCCAGAUGGGAUGGUACGCUGCAAAGUGCAUUACUGCAGAUCUCCUGGGACAAGACAUUGAAAUGGAUUUCUGCUUUGAACUCUUUGCACACAUUACCAAAUUCUUUAAUUAUAAGGUGUGUACAUUGCUUACAUUGCAUGAUUGAUUUUAUUUUUUGGAUUUCUCUCUACGUACUUCAUUGCUUCCCUGUCAUAUCUCCACCUAUCGCACGUCCUGUCCGCCCCGUCUCCACCUAUAGCACGUCCUGUCCUCCCCAUCAACACCUAUAGCACGUCCUGUCCGCCCCGUCUCCACUUAUCGCAAAUCCAGUCCGCCCCGACUCCACUUAUCGCACCUCCUGUCCGCCCCGUCUCCACCUAUCGCACCUCCUGUCCGCCCCGUCUCCACCUAUCGCACCUCCUGUCCGCCCCGUCUCCAACCCUCGCACGUCCUGUCUGCUCCGUCUCCACCCCUCGCACGUCCUGUCCGCCCCACCUCCACCCCUCGCACGUCCUGUCCGCCCCACCUCCACCCCUCGCACGUCCUGUCUGCCCCAUAUCUAUUCGUCACAGACCACCUCCCAUUUAGAAAUAAUAGAAGCAGGCUACAUGCACUGUUCUGCUGUUACACACUGCAAUUUUUUUUUUUUUUUCUCCAGGUAAUCUUGUUGGGAAAAUACAACGCCCAAGGGCUCGGGACCGACCAUGAGCUGAUGCUGAGGUGCACAAAAGGCAUGGAGUAUGUAAAAGUAGUUAUGCAGAAUGGACGGAUGAUGGGUGCCGUAUUAAUUGGGGAAACGGAUUUGGAGGAAACCUUUGAAAACCUAAUUUUAAACCAAAUGGAUCUUUCACAAUAUGGAGAAAAUCUUCUGGAUCCAAACAUUGACAUAGAAGAUUAUUUUGAUUAAAACUUGAUAAAAGCUAAACCCAGGUCAGAGGAAGAGACGAUGCAAUGAUCUGUGUCUGGCUGUAAAUGCACAAAGACAGAACAUGCUGCUGGAAUAUUGGAAAUAUUAUUUUAUUCUGUAAAUAUAUCAUAUUUCUGUUAAAAUGAUGAUUUUCUGCAUUAAUUAUAAAGUAUGCAUGUCAGCAUGCUAUAAAGAUCUUCUGUUUAUCUAGGACAGGGGUGCCCAAAAGGUAGAUCACCAUGGGUCUAAAACUCCCAUGAUGCCUUGCCAGUCUAAAGGCAUGCAAAGCAUCAUGGGCGUUGUAAUUCUACAACAUCUGGGGAUCUACCUUUGGGCAUCUCUGAACUAGGAGGAGAUCGUGGAUACGGGGAGGUGUUGCACAGGAGCAUUCUGGGAAAAGAAACUGCAGUUUUCUGUGCUUAUAGUGGACAGCCAUGGGAGAUUCAGCUACAGAAACCAAAAUAAAGGUAAGAAAAUUCAUCCAGCAAAAUAGAACAUAAGACUCCAGGGAUACAAAGGGACAACGUUCUGCCUUGUUUAAUAAAUGGCAAAUAUAGAGGAAGGAACGGAAACCUAUCCUCUAAAAACUGGCAUUCCCAAAUUAUAUAAAACACCAAUAAACGUAUCAAAGCAAUAUCACUCCGUGCGAACAGAAAUAGUCCUAUCUGCCAGCAGUAACAUUCUUAUAAGGAAAUCAUGAUCGUAAUCAAACACAAACCUAGUAAUGUCUGUAGUGAGUAUUAGGUCCUAAUGGUUUGUUAGUAAUUGUAUUUAAUUAUGGAAUGCUAUCUAAUCUCAUAUACAGAGUGAUAGUAUUAACCUGCUGCUUCCAACAUCUCAGAUGGCCCCAGUAGACUGGAAAUGUUAGCCAAGUGACAGACAUAUUGAGCAUCUUUCUGCCCACGGGUAAAACUGGUCGUGGGCAUUCUGCACAAAGCCUGUGUGUUGUAGCCUUAUCUCCAGAUAUGGUGAAAUAUGGACAGCAGGAACCCAUUCACUGAAUCUUGGACGUUUAAUGUGUCCCCGAUCAAAAAAGACGCCGCUUUAUUAGGAAUAGUGGAACACUCCUCAUCUUCGGAAAAUGAAUCGAAUGAAACAUCUUCAACCAAACCAUAAUAAUCAUCAGAGUCUGAAUCAGACGAUUCACUGGAUGAAGUAUGAUAUGAAUCUGGUUUGCGUUGGAUGAUUUCCGUAUUCGCAGAGGGUUUGUGUGAUUUAGACACAUGUUUCUUUGAUUUUAUCUUGGUCCCUAUGUUUGAUAAGGCUUUUACUCUGUUUAGGAAGGCUUUCUUUUAUGGGUAGCUUUACCUGUUUUUAGAAACCUUUUGGCCAGGUUACGAGGGGACUCUCCGCUGACCAGAAGGUGCAGUGACAUCAGAAAUGUUUUCUCUGGUAAUAGUGUGGGAUAAAGUCAUAAACAUGGAUUUAGACGAGGAUUCUUGCAUUUGAAACCGUUUUAAUUGAUCCAAUGUAGAUUGUAAAUGAUCCUCACUUCACCUGCCUGCUCAGAAAGGGUGGGUCAGUAAUAGCCCUCUUAGCUUGUUCUUUAUUGGCCAUAAUAACUAAAUCAAGCAAUGAAUCUGAGAACAAACUGAAGCACAGUCAGUCAGCGGAGCACCAGCUGAGGUAACAAGCGUUGGGGUGAUGGCAUGGUCUUGGUCAGCGGCGGAACCAGAAAAAGCCACACCCAAGAUGGCCGCCGCAAUUAGAGUUCAGAGUUCAAUCAGCCAAGAGCUCAGUAUGUAAAUUUCAUGGAAAGACAGGAGGCUUCACUUUCUUUACUCAAACCUCCCAGCAACAAAGAAAUGGUUAACAUUGUAAAUAAAAAUCAACCAAUCACAGUACGAAUAUUGGUAACAACGUGUAAUGAAGCUCCUCCCACUUCCUCGUCGUUCCCAGGUGUGUAUUCUAAUUACACUGCUCUUAAAAGUUUAAAAUUAUUGCUUUUCACUUGAAUGUAUGCAUCUUUAAUGAUUUUAUUUACGUGGGCUUAAUUUACUGUUUUAUAUGAAGGUUUUUAUCCUUUGUAUCUCUGGGGAACCCUUGUCCAGCCAACUGCUGUAUGGCCUGUCCGAGGGACCUAUUAUCUCCUCACGCCUACUCCACUUAUUCUUAAUUGCCAGCGGUUUGUUUUUGUCCCGACACUCCAGCUACGGCAGACCGUGCUUACAGCUUUGCGGCAUACCCACUCGGGUUCCACCCUUUCACACCUUCUCACCACCCACUCUCCUCCCUCUUGUGAGGCGCCGGCGGACAUUUUAAACGACCCUUCAGUGUUUCCUGCCUUUUUCUCGUCUCACUCCCCUCAUAAUGGUCGUUUUUUUGUGUUGAUGCUCAGACAUUAUAACUUCACUACUUAAUCAAUUGUAAGGCAAGCCUCUCGAUCCCACAUAUGUUUAUUCAGGUUUUUGCUAGAGAUUCAUGACCCUCUUCUGCUUUUUAUUAUAGCUUCACCAGCCCAACCAUUUUGCUUUAGUUUUCCCUUGUCACUAACCCCACUCUUAAUUUAAAUGCUCAGCUGCCACUUUUAUUACAGCUAACCGCUAACAUUCUACACCAGACCCAUAAUGCAUCGCACCAUGAAAACGGGAAAAAAAAAAACUGAAAACGAUCACACAUAGGGCUUCUAAAUAAACAAAAAAGCAGAUUUAUUGUAAGCAAACGUGCAUUUGCAUAUAAUCAAUCUUUCAGUACAACUACCAUGACAUAUUAAGGAAAGUUUCAGAAUUGGACUGAAAUUGUGAAUGUAUGCUGUUGCACAGCUGUAAAAAUUUUGAAGUAACGAGUGUGUUCUUCACUUUGGCUGUAAACUCUAUGAUGUCAGCUUCACCGCACCAAUCAGCAUCUCCUCAAUGCAUCUUUAUAGGGAGCGUUCAGCGCCUCCAUGCAAAGUGUGGAGACGCUCAACGUAGGUGCAGCACUGGACUAGGAAGCAGCUCUAGUGGCUGUCUGAGUGACUGUCACUAGAGAUGUGCGGAGGCAGCAUUUACAGUGCUCAGCCUACAGGGACAGGCUAUAGCCACCACAAUCACUACAUAAAAAUUUAGUAGUUCUGGUGACUAUAGUGUCCCUUUUAAUAUGACGUCUUUCUCUCACAGGUCGACUUAGUUGCAUGUGUCUCAUUAGCCUCCCAACCCUCCAUCUGUCUUAUUGGCCCUCUGUGUCCUUACACCCCCUUCCUAACCCUCCAUGUAUCCCUAUAGUUCCUCCCCCCCAGCUCUCCUUGUACCUUGCUGUAGCGUGGCCGAGGAUCCUCUAUCACGGUCUGCCUGCUCAGCCACGCUACAUUCCUCUCAUGCGGUUACUCUGUAAUUGAGCCGUGUGGCCCGCAGGAAGGUGCGCACUAGGCGGCCGCGUACCGGACCGAUAGCAUGCCGGCUCACUGGGAAAUUUCCCGGUAUAUUUACUAAUAUUUGUACUGUGAUUGGUUGAUUUUAUUUCACACACUGUUAACCAUUUCUUUGCUGCUGGGAGGUUGGAGUAUAGAAAGUUGUGACGGACCCCCUGGCACCCUAACUGGAUGCCACCGCCAAUCGCUGCUUCCUAGCGGUCGCCGAGUACCAUAAGCACCGCACCGUAGCCGCCGCAGCUCGGCUGGGGUCUCGCCAUCCCUUCUCACCCUGGACCAAACUCCUGGAUCCAGCUCCCAGUGAGAAGACCUCUCCUCCAAAAAAGUAUAAAAUAGCAGUGUAGCUCUUACAAGAGCUAGUGAUUAUAGCAAUCCAAAGAACAAUCCCAAGAGUAGGGAUUAUAGCUGGUAUAGCUUUCCCCUACAAACACGAGAUGAGACUCUGUGUUGAGAGUAAACUGGAACUCGUUUAUUGGUAGCCACAACUGGCCUUAUAUGCAGGUUCCCAUGCAAGGUGCACUCCCUCCUGGACCUGAGAGUAGACUACAGUAAAAACAUGCAAACAAUUGUUCUCAGGUCCAAGACACUCCCACAUAAAACAAGAUAAUCCCUUCUCUGUGCCUGGGAGAUAAUUGAGUCAGACAUUAUUUCUCCAGGCACAGAAAACAAACAUUUUUACAAAACACCCAAAAUAUCUUUAACCCCUUAAGGACCAAACUUCUGGAAUAAAAGGGAAUCAUGACAUUUCACACGUCAUGUGUCCUUAAGGGGGUUAAACACACAAACCCCCCACAUAUCCAAAAAUCACCCAGAUCGGUUCAGGGGUUCGGGAAUUUUCUGGAAGUCAAUUUGAUGAUCAUAAGCCUAUGCCCAAAACAGUUCCAAAGAAUCAGGGCUUGCGGUCGAUCUAGUUUGGUAGUUUAAAAACCGAACAUAGUCAAUGUUCACCUUGUUUGUGGCAAAGUUUCCACCGAACAGUGCCCUUUUAAGUUGUGUAGAACCGAACAAAGGUGAUCCUGGAUGUCCAAUGGUGUUCGUGAGUUUCAGUGUCCGAAAACAGUUCCAUGAACUCUAUGACCAAACACUGCUGCCUGCGUUCGCGGGAACAAUAUAGCCGCCACCUUUUACUAUUAAAACCCCGAAUGGGUGAUGCGCCAGAACCCUCCAUAUCUGACAUUGUGGUGAUCUGAGCGACCUUUCUUUCCUACUUUUACUAUUCAGUUAAACACAGAAGAAUGGGGCAGUUUCCCAGAAAAUCUGAAUAUUUUCUAUGUUUCUGGCUUAUCAGAUGAGGGAAGAUCUCAGGAGACAUGGCAAACGGAACGAUUCCCUCACUACAUAGGACUCAGACAGCCCAACAAAUAGACGUAUAUUGUAACUGACCUUCCCUCCCCUUUCUGAACUCAUGUUACCAUGAACAACUGAUCGUUCUGCAUCUGAACUUUAGCUUCACCGGACUGACAGCUGACGCUCUCAGCCUAGCAUUAGCUCCUCACUUAGAAAAUACAUACCUUUCUACUCUUUUUCUCAAAGAGGAGUCAACGAUAGGCUGAGGGCGUUAACAGAUUCUCUCAGCCUAUCGGUGGCGGCCAGCUGAGGUUUCUUCAUUGAAAUCUCACACAUGCAGUAAAUGUCUAGAGGAAGAACAUCAACUCAAAGACUGGUAUUAAACUAUGUGUUACCGGUCUAACCUCUUCCUGUAACUCCUUGUACCAUAACAACUUAUGCUGAUGAAGUUGCUGUGAUGUCUGGAAGUGGUCCCUUAAAGCCUAUUCCCGGGUUGUAAUUAAGACGGGGGAAGACCUUACCAGGGGUUCCCGUGGUUGGCAGAGGUAUCUAGACGUGCCGUGCUGUAGAAGGACUGCUGUGAUGGUCUGUGAUGCCAAGAAGAAGGUAUGGAACCCAAGUGGGGGAUUCCUGUUCCCGAUACAUUGGGGUUGGUUAGCACAAGCUGGCCCUGAUUUUAGAUUCCUUUUUUUUUUUUUUUACUUCUGCUUCAGUUUUAAGUAAACUUUAUUUUCAUUGCUGGAUGUGUCGAUUUUGCGUGUUUUCUCGUAUUAUAAAUUAGGUACACAGUUUUUCAAAUCUUUUUGCAGAAGUUUUUGUUUGUAAUUUGUGUUCGAAUCACACGCGGUCUUAUUAAUGGAUGUUAUGUAUAAAAUAAAAUCAUUACUAUUUGGAAAACAAAAAUCUUAUAUAAGGCAAUGAGUGGAAGGGUUAUAUUGAAAUAAACACCUUUAAUAUACUUAUUAUUAUACGGAACACAUUUCUACACCCUUUGCGUUGUUUAUUUUCCAGAUUUAGGAAUGCAUUUGUUUCGUGGCUUUUUGGCUAAAAUGUGAAAGUUCCUAUUGCUUUCUGGAUCACAGCUGACAUAAUAUCCAGUAAGAAGAUCCGCUGGACCCGUCUGGAUUGCCAAAACUAAAAUAAAAGCAAUUUUCUAUUUACCCAUCGGUGCAAUGAAACUUACUGUUUGGUUCUGCAGACUAGGUACAACCUUCUGGCAGCUCCAUAAACCCACGUAUUCUGCACUUUACACCAGCUCCAUCUUACAUUCAGACAUACAGCAGGAGUGAUUGCUUUUAUAGUAAGUUAUUUAACAGGAUUAGUCAAUUAGAAUGGAGUCAUCAGCUGACAUUUUGCUCCUUUUGACUUCAGACGCACUCUCCGACUUUGAGUGCUUGUUUCCACCACGUCCUGUUAGAGUCGCAGACCUUUUCAACUGGUUUGUAUUUUCUCUAUUCGCAUGAGAUGCCUUUGGACUGGUGGCUUCUGGACGCUUUACCU
Molecule: messenger RNA, 10497 nt
Organism: Pelobates cultripes (western spadefoot toad)
Lineage: Eukaryota; Metazoa; Chordata; Amphibia; Anura; Pelobatidae
Source: the annotation of a GenBank genome assembly